Molecule: messenger RNA, 1886 nt
Organism: Jatropha curcas
Lineage: Eukaryota; Viridiplantae; Streptophyta; Magnoliopsida; Malpighiales; Euphorbiaceae
Source: RefSeq, a predicted model, not a curated record
GAACCAAAUCCACUUCCAAAAGAAGGGUCCUCAAGACAAAAUACAUUUCUUCUCAUAACAAGACAAAUAGUAGAUAACAAUGGAACGUAAAAGCUUGUAGAAGGAAACAGCGUCAAGAAACUGAAUUUUGGUUGUCCAUAUCAUACACAACUAACGGGAUUAACUCAACAUAAGACUGCAAUUUCAGACAUCUCUUGUAAGGAAGCCAAUUUAUAUGUUCUAUAAAUACAUGACAGCUCUUUAAGGACUAGUGUGCCAAAAAUACACAUAUCCUACAUUAUAUACUCUCUAGUCUUUACUUCCUCCUCCACCAAGAAGAAUGGCUUCAAUUCUUGAAAACAAACUGGUUUUUGUGACAGUGUUGGUGCUGGGGCUCUUUGCAUCUCAAGCCUUUGCACGUCCUCUACAAAAUGAAACCAUGAAGGAGAGGCAUGAAAUGUGGAUGGCUAAAUAUGGACGUGUUUAUAAAGACAGUGCAGAGAAGGAGAAACGCUUUAACAUAUUCAAGAAUAAUGUGGAGUUCAUUGAAUCUUUUAAUAAGGAUGGGAAUAAGCUUUACAAGCUAGAUAUCAAUGGAUUUGCAGACUUAAGUAAUGAAGAGUUUAAGGCCUCUAGAAAUGGAUAUAAAAGAUCUUCUAUUGCUAAGUCAUCUGAGACGCUGUCGUUUAAGUAUGAAAAUGUCACCGCUGUCCCAACUUCCAUGGACUGGAGGAACAUCAUACACAAAGGAGUCGUUACACCCAUCAAAGACCAAGGUCAAUGUGGAUGUUGUUGGGCAUUCUCUGCGGUGGCAGCUAUGGAAGGGAUCACAAAACUCUCAACUGAGAAAUUGAUCUCCCUUUCUGAGCAAGAAUUGAUUGACUGUGAUACAAGUGGAAUAGACCAAGGCUGUGAGGGUGGUCUUAUGGAUGAUGCCUUUGAAUUCAUUAUUCAAAAUAAUGGCCUUACGACUGAAGCAAAUUAUCCUUACCAGGCAGAGGAUGGAACUUGCAACACCGAGAAAGCAGCAAAUCAUGCUGCCACAAUCACAAGUUAUGAAGAUGUGCCAGAAAACAAUGAGGAGGCCUUACGCAUGGCAGUGGCAAACCAACCAGUUUCUGUUGCCAUUGAUGCUGGUGAAUCUGCCUUCCAACACUACUCGAGUGGAAUAUUUACUGGAGAUUGUGGAACUGAAUUAGACCACGGUGUCACUGUAGUCGGUUAUGGGACAAGUGAUGAUGGGACUAAGUAUUGGUUAGUAAAGAACUCAUGGGGAACCAGCUGGGGUGAGGAUGGAUACAUUAGAAUGCAAAGAGACAUUGAUGCUAAAGAAGGCCUAUGUGGAAUUGCCAUGCAGCCUUCCUAUCCAACUGCAUAAAUGAUGGAUGAAUCUUUCUAUUAAAAGAAAUAGACAAAAAAGAAAAGAAAAGAAAAGAAAAGGAAUGAUGGGUGAACCUUCAUCUAGGAUUCCCCUUUGCUGUGUAUGUUUUUAGUUAGCUCCAUUUCUGUGGACUUUGUACUACAAUUUAUCUAGAUAUGAAGGUUUUAGUUUGAUUUGGAAAUGGAAUCAUGGAAUGGAUGUUGGUAACUUCUUUGCUAUUAUACAUCAAAGCACCAAACAGUAACACAAAAUAAUAAAAUCUGAAAUUUUGAUAUGUUGCUUGGUUUGCUGUGCAGGCAGCAUCCCCCAUCUCGGCGCUUUAUAAUAAUAUGGCCUCGACUAAUAGUUUACCAAAUACAACCUAUGAAAAGGCCUAAGAUCCUACUUUACAGGAAGAUUGCCUAAGCUUUGCAUCUUCAUUCUUCACUUCUACUUAAAAAAAAAAAAAAAUGCAUCGUAAGAAGAGUUCCUAAAUGGAUGAUGUUCUCAGAAUUAUCCAAGAAUAUCUUGUCCUAACUGCAGGCGA